CGCGUCGCCGCCACACGCCCAGGAUGGCGACGGCGUGCCACCACGGCAUGCCGCUGCGCGACUGCAACCUGUUGAUCAGGACCCUGGCGAGGCGCGGCAGCUUCGCCCGUGUCAUGGCGGUGUACUACGACCUCCGCGGGCGCGGCCUCGUGGCCGAUAGCUUCACCUACCCGUUCGUGCUCAGGGCCAUCGGGGUGCUCAAGCUAUCGGUGGAAGGACGGAAGGCGCAUGCAGCGGCCAUGAAGACCGGUUUCUGGUGGGACGCCUACACCGCGAGCUCGCUGAUGGACAUGUACACGUUGCUGGGCCGCGCGGAUGUCGCGCGGAAGUUGUUCGACGAAAUGCCGCACAGAGCACUGGUUGUGUGGAAUAUGAUGAUCAGGUGCUAUGUUAGGUGCGGCCGAUACACUGCAGCAAUUGCUUUGGCUGAGGAGAUGGAGAGAAGCGGUCUCACACCCGAUAAGGUGACGUUGGUGACCUCAGUGACCGUAUGCUCCAGAGCUGGUGACCUGAGCUUAGGAAGGAGGAUUCAUGCCUACAUGGAUGGGGUCUUUGGGUUUAGUCUCCCAGUUGCAAAUGCACUGCUGGAUAUGUACAUGAAGAAUGGUUGCUUGGAAGAAGCGGUGAAAUUGUUCGAACAAAUGCCGUCGAGGAACAUCAUUUCUUGGACAAUACUUGUGUCAGGAUAUGCCUUUGCCGGGCAGCUGGACAAGGCGAGAGUACUCUUCUACCAGUGCUCAGAGAAGGAUCUUAUUAUGUGGACUGCAAUGAUCAAUGCAUGUGUGCAGCAUGGAUGCUUCGAGGAGGCAUUGUCGUUGUUCCGGGAGAUGCAGAUGCAACGAGUUGAGCCAGACAGGUUCACCAUUGUCACUCUCCUGACAUGCUGUGCCAAUCUUGGUGCUCUUGAUCAAGGUGAAUGGAUCCACCAGUUUGCUGUAGAUAGGAAGAUGAAGGUUGAUGCAGUUCUUGGCACGGCACUGAUUGACAUGUAUGCCAAGUGUGGGCAUGUCAAAAAGUCAAUGGAGGUCUUUGAACAGAUGCAAGGCAGAGACACCACGGCCUGGACUUCCAUUAUCUGCGGUCUGGCCACAAAUGGUCAGGCAGGUAGAGCUCUCGAAUUGUUUGAGGAUAUGGAGAGAAGUAAAGUUAAGCCUGACAGCAUUACCUUCAUUGGGGUGCUGAGUGCAUGUUGCCAUGGUGGCUUGGUUGAUGAAGGGCGGAAACAGUUUCAUGCAAUGAAGGACGUUUAUCGGAUACCACCAAGAAUUGAACAUUAUAGCUGUCUUGUGAAUCUUCUUGGUCGUGCUGGUCUACUAGAUGAAGCCGAGAAGUUGAUCAGGGACAUACAAAUUAACAAGGACGCUAUGCCACUGUUUGGUGCACUCCUCACUGCUUGCAAGGCUCAAGGCAAUGUAGAGAUGAGCGAACGGCUGACCAAACGAAUAGGUGAGCAAGGUUACCAAAUUCCUGAUGUGAAUUUGCUCAUGUCUAAUGUGUAUGCAACAGCCAGUCGAUGGGAGGAUGCAAUAAGAGUAAGAAGCAAGAUGGCACACCCCACUAUCAAGAAAACUGCAGGGUGCAGCUUGAUCGAGGUGAAGGGACACUGAAGAUGGCAGUUUAGCACUGUUCAAAAAUAUCCAUUGACCACACUGAUUUAACGAAAAACCAUGAUCGAUUUUCUUACGGGAACCCAGUUCACUAGCAACUAAAAAGGGUGUUCGAAAUCCCACCUGGUUUUAACCUUGCAGAAUCCUUAACCAAAAUCUUCAGAACAUACAGACAUUCAGGUGCACAAUAUUCUGCAGUUAGUUAAUUUGAUCCUUAAAUAAGGAUCACUUAGUUUCAGGUAGUCCAUUGCAGGUAGGGGUGCAACUUGGUGACCCUUAGGGUACCCUUUGACCCUCCUUAGUUCAAACAAAUGAACUAGUUUUUCAAAAAGUUGUGUUAUUUUAAAAUUUUAGUUCAUUUGGUUAAACUAAGGAGGGUCAAUGGGUACCCUGAAGGUCAGAAACUUGCAGCUCUAAUUGCAGGAACUGAUCACAGGUAUGGUUCAUGUCUUCUAUUUUAUUCUUCUCUGAAAACUUGGUCGCUAGUUUGAUGGUUCAUCAUCCUAUUUGUUUUGUUUGUUGAGCAACUGAAUCCUCAUUUACCCAAGUAUCCAUCAGAUAUGGCAAUGGAUAGAAAUUAUUGCACGAAACUCAAUCAAACAUUAGCAAAUUAGUGAAAAAGUGCAUCACAUGUUCUCCACAUGAACUAAUACACCAUAGUUUUUAUAUUUCACUGCAACAAACAAAACACUCGCACAUCGCAAUGUUUAAUUGUCCAUGAAAAUUAUAGCAGCAAAUAAGAAUUAUAUAGGUUUGAAGAUUUAUGUACAUACUAACACUAAAACGAUGUAGUAUAUCAUAUUUUUAUUUAGUUAUUUGGGUAUCCAUGGAUCUAUGGAGUAGGAGUGAUACCCAUGCCUGCCUCUUGAGUUCGCAGGUACCCAUCCGCGAGUAUCCACGGAGCAAGAUUGCACUCCAUGGACGAAUUAUCCAUGGGUACUCAGCUUCAUAGAUAACAGAGUUAAAGGACCAAAAAUCUGACACUUUCUGUUCUACAAAUGUAGCACUUCAGCUCGAACUCAUCAACACUCGUCGGAACUUCUCUUUGACUGCAAGUGACAAGAUGUCUCAAGGCAUUAUUUGGAUUCGUUGAAUUUAGUUUAACCAGAGUUCAGUUUGCCAGCACAGCAGCCUUCUCAUAGAGGUUGACAGCGAGAAGAUAGCAGGCAAAGGCUUCACCGAGGUUCCGUUCGUUCCGCUAGAGCUCUUCGAUGUGUGGUUCUCUGAGAGCUCCGGCUCCAUGUAGAACCGUGCCCGGAAUGCAGCCAAAUGCGCAUAGUAUGCAGGAGGGACUGUUGGAGCAGAAAAGAUCAAAGAGAGGCUCAGACUUGCAAACAAUUUAUGAAAAAUAAGAAGCCGGAUAAUGUUUCAGUCAGUGAAGAAAUAACAUACCGACAGAAACAGAGCGUGUGCACCGUGCGUACCUGCAAAAUCAGCAUAGACACCAGCUCAGAAUAUAUUCUGAAAAGAUGAAGUGCGAAGAGAAAAGACAAGCAUAACACAAAGCAGUCAUGACGUACGUGUAGCAAAGGUUGUUUGUCAACGUCUGCAUCUCGUCUGCUGAGAAAUUGUUCUCAUCCCAGAGGACAUGGUAGUGAGCUGGCCUACUUGUUCCCUGCCCAAGUCACACAUCAGUCAUUUCAGGAAUCACAAGUCCACAACAAGGUAGAGAAUCUAGGAUUAUAUUCCCAUGCUUCUAGUACAACACUUUACAGAUACAGUGACAUCUUGUUGAAAAGUUGUAAGAGAUUUUUAUGUGUUUGUACAAUCACAUGAUUUAAAACUUAGCAAAGCAUCAGUUAGUUUAUUC
This is a messenger RNA of Brachypodium distachyon (stiff brome), 3417 nucleotides long. Its product is annotated as pentatricopeptide repeat-containing protein At1g31430. NCBI's taxonomy places the organism in Eukaryota, Viridiplantae, Streptophyta, Magnoliopsida, Poales, Poaceae. Gene Ontology annotation, molecular function: RNA binding; protein binding. The coding region runs from base 24 to 1607 and encodes 527 amino acids. Gene Ontology annotation, biological process: RNA modification. The transcript has 3 exons. The record is from RefSeq and is a predicted model, not a curated record.